GUCCCUCCCUCAUCACUGUAUAAAAACAAGACGUCCAGCAGAGACCAGUUUGUGACAGAACCUCCCCACCCCGCGCUCUCUGCUUCUCCAUCUCCCCGUCAUCUCACCGUCUGCUGCUGCUGCCAUGUUUGUCGCUCCUCCUGGAUACCAGCCGGUCUACAGCCCUAGUAUUCCCUAUCUGGGGCCUGUUUAUGGAGGCCUGAGGGAGGGAUCAUCCAUCUACAUCCAGGGGUCCAUACCUGAGAACAUAACCAGGUUUUUUAUGAACCUGCUCUGUGGACAGUCUGAGUCCAGCGACGUGAGCCUCCACUUCAACCCUCGCUUUGACGGCUGGGACAAGGUGGUCUUCAACUCUCGUCAGGAUGGGUCCUGGAAGUCGGAGGAGAAGAUUCGCGACAUGCCCUUCUCCAAAGGCAAGGGCUUUGAAAUGGUCGUCAUGGUUACGUCAAAGGGAUACCAGAUCAAAGUCAAUGGGAAAGACUUCCACACCUUCCAGCACCGUCUCCCAGUGGAAAGAGUUUGUGGGAUCCACAUCGCGGGAGACGUUUCCAUCCAGACGAUUAAUGUCAUCGGGGGAGCUCCAGGUGGCAUGAAUAGGUAUCCUGGAGGAAUGGGAGGUGGCAUGGGAGGAGGAAUGGGAGGAGGAUAUCCAGGUGGCAUGGGAGGAGGACAGGGUGGAGGAAUAUCAGGAGGAUAUCCAGGUGGCAUGGGGGGAGGACAGGGUGGAGGAAUGGGAGGAGGUGUGGGAGGAGGAUAUCCAGGAGGUGGCCCAGGGUGUGGACAUCCAGCAGGCAUGGGAGGUGGUAACGGGGGAGGAUUCCCAGGAUCAAACCUGCCGGGAAUGGGUGGCCAGCCAGUCUACAACCCUCCUGUGCCCUGCUCAAACAUGAUCCCAGGAGGGAUGUCCCCUAAGAGGACCAUCAUCAUCAGGGGGAUGGUACCCAACGGAGCAAACAGAAUGAGCAUCAACUUCAUGGUGAGCAGAUCUCGAGACGUCGCUUUCCACAUGAACCCCCGCGUGAGAGAGGGGAUCGUGGUGAGAAACAGCAAGAUAGGGGGUCACUGGGGCCAGGAGGACAGAGAGCUCAGCAUGAACCCCUUCAAGGAGGGACAGUACUUUGAUAUGUCGAUCCGCUGCGGGAAUCAGAGGUUUAAGGUGUUUGUGAACGGGCAGCACUUGUUCGACUUCUUCCACCGCCUGCAGUCCUUCAGUGAGAUCGACAUGCUGGAGAUUGAAGGAGACGUGCAGAUUUCCUACAUCCAGUUUUGAGAGCGCACAUUUCUACAAUAACUGAUGUACAGAAGUCACCUCUUCUCAGCCACUGCUUGAUCAUAAAUCCUAAUCAUACCUCGUCAUUGGUUGGGCAGGAUUAACUGAAUAAUUAUCAUGUUACCAACACAUUAUUAGCCACAUUAAAACAAAAGAAAUGAAUUCUAUCAUGUUGAUAAUUUUUAUUUCUUAUACAAAAUAUUGUAGGUAUUGUAUCAAAAUUUGUUUACAAAUCAUGACGAUAUAAAGGCAACUAUAGAUAUAUACAGUCUUCUCCCAAUUGAACACACCAGGAGAAUCACAAUCACACAUCACCUGUGACGAUGAAAACACUGGCUCUCUGAAGGCACUGAAGGUUAGGUGAUGAAAUUCAUAGAUGUAAGGCAGAAUGAGUCAUGAGGGAUUUUCACUUUUGCUGGAAUAUACUUUACAAGAUGUUUCUUUUCAAAGUCCAAACACGGUUCUUGGUAUGACCACGUUGUAUCAU
Molecule: messenger RNA, 1757 nt
Organism: Labrus mixtus (cuckoo wrasse)
Lineage: Eukaryota; Metazoa; Chordata; Actinopteri; Labriformes; Labridae
Product: galectin-4-like
Exons: 15
Coding region: 125-1270 (381 amino acids)
Molecular function (GO): carbohydrate binding
Source: RefSeq, a predicted model, not a curated record